AUGACGCCUCCCCGAUCGGAGUCUCAGAUUCUGUACCUGGCCUCAGCAUGGACACCCAAAUUUGGAAUAUUUGCUUCCCCCCCCAAUUCUUCUAUUUUCCCCGGUUCGGAUGCCACGAUGUCCAGCCGCGAGGCAGAUCCAUUGCCGUUGGCCCCAGAGAUCGUCAGCCGACACUCGGCUCCGACGACACACGAGAUUGGACAAAACUGCGCCAGUUGUUCCUAG
Penicillium robsamsonii is the source of this 225-nucleotide messenger RNA. RefSeq lists its product as uncharacterized. Bases 1 to 225 code for a protein of 74 amino acids. The record is from RefSeq and is a predicted model, not a curated record. The transcript is spliced from 2 exons. NCBI's taxonomy places the organism in Eukaryota, Fungi, Ascomycota, Eurotiomycetes, Eurotiales, Aspergillaceae.